Molecule: messenger RNA, 1048 nt
Organism: Bacillus rossius redtenbacheri
Lineage: Eukaryota; Metazoa; Arthropoda; Insecta; Phasmatodea; Bacillidae
Product: probable 18S rRNA (guanine-N(7))-methyltransferase
Exons: 5
Coding region: 137-982 (281 amino acids)
Biological process (GO): rRNA (guanine-N7)-methylation
Cellular component (GO): nucleolus
Molecular function (GO): rRNA (guanine) methyltransferase activity
Source: RefSeq, a predicted model, not a curated record
UCGCACUUUAUUUAUCUAUGAUGUUUUACUUGCACGUGGUGAUGUUAUUAAAAGGAAAGGGUUGUUUAGGGUUUUUAAGUGUUCAAGAGAGUUCGUCUGUUCACAGCGUUUCUGUAUUAUUAGACAACUGAGCAGUAUGUCACGUCCGGAGCAUCAGGCACCGCCGGAACUGUUCUACAAUGAAAGUGAAGCAAGGAAAUAUUCAGAAAACACGCGGAUGGUGGAGAUCCAGCUGCAGAUGUCGGAGCGCGCGCUGGAGCUGCUGGCUCUGCCCCCGGGCCCCUGCCUCGUCCUGGACCUGGGCUGCGGCUCUGGGCUCAGCGGCCACGUGCUGGAGGAGGCCGGCCACCUGUGGGUGGGCGUCGACAUCGCUCCGGCCAUGCUAGGGGUGGCCGUGGAGCGAGGCGCGGAGGGGGACCUGCUCCUGGGCGACCUGGGCCACGGCGUGCCGUUCCGGGCCGGGGCGUUCGACGCCGCGCUCAGCGUCAGCGCGCUGCAGUGGCUCUGCAACGCCGACCGCAAGUCCCACAACCCCGUCAAGCGGCUCUACAAGUUCUUCAGCACGCUCUACGCCAGCCUGAGCCGAACCGCCAGGGCAGUGUUCCAGUUCUACCCGGAGAACAACGAGCAGGUGGAGCUGAUCACGGCCCAGGCGAUGCGGGCGGGCUUCUUCGGCGGGGUGGUGGUGGACUUCCCCAACAGCACCAAGGCCAAGAAGUUCUUCCUGGUGCUGAUGACAGGGGAGAGCGCGUCGGCGCUGCCGUCCGGCCUGGGCGAGGCGGAGCAGCAGGCGGGCCGGCAUCAGGUCCAGUUCGCGAGGAAGGCGGGCGGCAGGGGCGACCCCCUGCGGGGCACCAGGGGCAGGCUCGCCAAGAAGAGCAAGGCGUGGAUCAGGCAGAAGAAGCAGCGGUGGGCACGGCAGGGCAAGGAGACGAGGCCCGACUCCAAGUACACCGGGCGGCACAGGAGCGGGAGGUUCUGAGCUCGCCCCCGCCGAACGAACACUUGUAAACGUAUUUUUCAAUAUAGACUCGCUAAUUUUUUUAAA